GCGACGGCCACGCACGGUUGGCUCUCUCCAGCUCGCGCGCCGCCUGUUGCUCUGUGCUCCGGGCCGGCCGGCCGUUUCCCGCCGGGGAGGUGGGCGGACCGCGAGAGCCAGCGCGUGGGACGCCUCCCGCCCUUCCUCUCCUCCCGGCGCAAGGCGAUCCAGGGGUCCCUGGGCGUCCCCGACAGCGCGGACGCCCCCAGCUCCCGGCGCGUCCCGGCUGCGCGCUCAGACCCCGGGCGCCGCGCCGCGAUGAACGUGAGCUUCCUGAACCACAGCGGCCUGGAAGAGUUGGGUGGUGACGCCCGAGCGGCCCUGGGAAACCGCAGCCACGGGCUGGGCACGUGGCUAGACUGCUGCCCCGGGGGCGCACCGCUGACGGCCAGCGACGGGGUCCCCGCGGGACUGGCGCCGGACGAACGCAGCCUGUGGGUGUCGCGCGUGGCGCAGAUCGCCGUGCUCUGCGUGCUGUCGCUCACCGUGGUCUUUGGCGUCUUCUUCCUGGGCUGCAACCUGCUCAUCAAGUCCGAGAGCAUGAUCAACUUUCUGAUGCAGGAGCGCAGGCCCUCCAAGGACGUGGGCGUCGCCAUCCUGGGACUGUACUGAGCGCCGGCCGCCCUCGCCAGGGUCGCGGCGCCCCACCGCAAGGAAGGGGACCGCAGAGACCCCUCU
Molecule: messenger RNA, 669 nt
Organism: Psammomys obesus (fat sand rat)
Lineage: Eukaryota; Metazoa; Chordata; Mammalia; Rodentia; Muridae
Gene: Rprml
Product: reprimo like
Exons: 1
Coding region: 250-603 (117 amino acids)
Source: RefSeq, a predicted model, not a curated record